AUGACGUCACCUUCGCCAACCGUGACGUCCUCGCCGCCGCUAGGGCCUCCACCUACGGAGGAAAUGAUAUCGCGUGGUCCCCGUACGGACCCCAGUGGCAAUGCUGAGAAAAGUCUGCAUGCUCAAGAUGCUCAGCAACACCACUCUGGACUCAGUGUACGAACUCCGAAGAACGCAGCUCCGGGAAACUGUCGGGUCGGGUCGGCGGUAAACGUCGGUGAGCAGAUGUUCUUGAAUGUGCUCAAUGUUAUCACCAACACGUUGUGGGGUGGGACGGUGGAAGGGGACGAGAGGGCUGGACUUGGAGCCGAGUUUCGGGAAGUUGUAUCGGAGAUGACAGAGCUUAUGGGGAAGCCCAAUGUUUCGGACUUUUACCCGGGUUUGGCCCGGUUCGAUUUGCAAGGCGUGGAGAAGCGGAUGGCGGGGUUGGCUCGGAGGUUUGAUGGGAUAUUUGAGAAGUUGAAAGACGAGGGAGGAGAUUCGAAGACGCCUUUCACUAUGACCCAUCUCAAAGCUUUGCUUAUGGAUAUGGUGGUGGGUGGCAGUGAUUCUUCCUCCAACACAACUGAGUUUGCAUUGGCUGAAAUUAUGCACAAACCAGAGGUGAUGAAAAAAGCCCAGCAAGAACUAGAAGCUGUAGUUGGCAAACACAACAUUGUAGAAGAGUCUCAUAUUCAUAAACUACCCUACUUACAAGCUGUGAUGAAAGAAACUCUGCGCUUGCACCCAGUCCUGCCACUACUAGUCCCUCAUUGCCCAAGUGAAACCUGCACUGUGGGAGGCUACACCAUCCCGAAAGGAUCCCGGAUUUUCUUCAACGUCUGGGCAAUACACAGGGAUCCUUCUAUUUGGGAAAACCCGUUGGAGUUUGAUCCAGAAAGGAGGAUAUGUGCAGGGAUUGCAAUGGCUGAGAGGAUGGUGAUGCAUUCACUUGCUACACUUGUGCACUCUUUGACUGGACAUUGCCACAAGGACAGAAGUUGGAUCUUUCAGAGAAGUUUGGGUAUUGUGCUGAAAAAGAAGAUGCCUUUGGUUGCUAUCCCAACUCCUAGGUUAUCUGAUCCUGCACUCUAUGAGUAG
Prunus armeniaca (apricot) is the source of this 1080-nucleotide messenger RNA. NCBI's taxonomy places the organism in Eukaryota, Viridiplantae, Streptophyta, Magnoliopsida, Rosales, Rosaceae. The record is from the annotation of a GenBank genome assembly.